CGGUCCCGGCCCGCUCGGCUCGGCUCGCCCCUGGCCAUGGCUCAGGCGGCGCUGGGCGCGGCGGGGCUGCACUUUGACGAGCUGAACAAGCUGCGGGUGCUGGAGCCCGAGGUGGCGGCGCAGACGGCGCAGCUCCGCGAGGAGUGCCGGGCCUUCGUGGACAAAACAGCAGAAUUUCAGAAAAUAGUGGGCAGCUUGAUUGAGGUGGUUGACCAGCUGGCUAAAGCUGCAGAAAGUGAGAAGAUGAAGGCCAUCGGGGCACGGAACCUGCUGAAGUCCAUUGCAAAGCAGAGGGAGGCUCAGGAGCAGCAGCUCCAGGCUUUGAUAGCCGAGAAGAAGAUGCAGCUGGAAAGGUAUCGCAUCGAGUACGAGACUCUCUGCAAAAUCGAAGCAGACCAGAACGAAUUCAUUGACCAGUUCAUUUUCCAGAAAUAGAGGAUUUGAAGAUAACCAACUCACGUGGAAACUUGACCAUUCCAGAAUCUUGAGAAUUCCAGAAAUAUGCAAUUUCCAGGAGUGCAGAUGGUUUGUACAGUGUACCAUGGCAAUAAGGAGGGCUGACAGCUCACAGCUGCACAGACUGUUCUGGCCUUUGAUUUUAUACCAGUUUUGUACAGUCAAUAGUUCUAAUUCAAAUUACAAUUGAGUUAAUACUACUGGUGCUUUGUUGUGUCUCUUUUUGAACUCYACAGCUCUUUUACAGAAAUCAGAAAAUAAACUAUUGUUCUCAGACUGUCUGGCUGUACCAGCAUUAGUUGC
This is a messenger RNA of Malurus melanocephalus (red-backed fairy wren), 759 nucleotides long. It is a transcript of the gene IFT20, whose product is annotated as intraflagellar transport 20. The record is from RefSeq and is a predicted model, not a curated record. Lineage: Eukaryota; Metazoa; Chordata; Aves; Passeriformes; Maluridae. Gene Ontology annotation, cellular component: intraciliary transport particle B; cilium; centrosome. The coding region runs from base 37 to 435 and encodes 132 amino acids. The transcript has 4 exons. Gene Ontology annotation, biological process: intraciliary transport; centrosome localization; protein localization to cilium.